AUGACGAUGACAUUGAAAAGAGGAAGAGACUGUAAAAGAAGUUGAUCACUCACUGACUGAUAAAGCACAAUGAUUAAUUAUGGUCCUAAACAAGGUCAUUAACAACACUAAACGCGUUUAUACACAAAAUUACCAACUCACCCUCCGACCGAAACAAACAGCCGUCAAACAAUUCCCUUCCCCACAUUGAAAAGAUCCUCCCUACUAACCAUACCCUCAAAAAUCCCCCCGGGAAAACCACCAAACAAAAUUCACUUCCCUCCCCUCUCUCUCUCUCUCUCUCUCUCUCUCUGAGACAAAACGCCGGUAAUUGCUAUGGCAGUGGCCACCGUCCCGGACAAUCUAACCAGAGACCAGUAUGUCUACCUGGCCAAGCUUGCCGAGCAAGCUGAGCGAUAUGAGGAGAUGGUCCAGUUUAUGCAAAAGCUCGUUCUCGGAUCUACUCCGUCCGGCGAGCUCACUGUGGAGGAGCGCAACCUUCUCUCUGUCGCUUAUAAAAACGUGAUCGGCUCUCUCCGGGCGGCUUGGCGGAUUGUGUCGUCCAUCGAGCAGAAAGAGGAAGGGAGGAAGAAUGAGGAGCAUGUUGUGCUCGUCAAGGACUAUAGAUCCAAAGUGGAGAGCGAGUUAUCGGAGGUUUGUGCUAGUAUACUGAGCUUGUCAGACUCGAAUCUGAUACCUUCUGCCGCUGCUAGUGAAUCGAAGGUGUUUUAUUUGAAGAUGAAGGGGGAUUACCACAGGUAUUUGGCUGAGUUUAAGGUUGGUGAUGAGAGAAAAGCUGCUGCUGAGGAUACUAUGCUAGCUUAUAAGGCCGCUCAGGAUAUAGCACUUGCGGAUCUUGCACCAACACAUCCAAUAAGGUUGGGGUUGGCUCUCAAUUUCUCUGUAUUCUACUACGAGAUUCUCAAUCAAUCUGACAAAGCUUGCAGCAUGGCUAAACAGGCAUUCGAGGAAGCCAUUGCUGAGCUAGACACUUUGGGAGAGGAAUCAUACAAGGAUAGUACUCUAAUCAUGCAACUCCUUAGGGAUAACCUUACUCUUUGGACUUCAGAUGUCCAGGACCAGUUAGAUGAGCCAUAGAAGGCAUCAUGAGAUUGGCCGGUCCUAGUCUUCUUCUGGAGGAGGUGGGCUUUGAAUGUCAUCCAUAUUGUUCUGAUUAAAAAGUGUGUUUAACUUUAGAAAACUGGCAUCAAUCCAUGAUAUGAUGGUUUCAUAUUUGGAAUGAACUUGCUUUUUGAUUUGGGAA
This is a messenger RNA of Hevea brasiliensis (rubber tree), 1243 nucleotides long. Its product is annotated as 14-3-3-like protein B. Lineage: Eukaryota; Viridiplantae; Streptophyta; Magnoliopsida; Malpighiales; Euphorbiaceae. The record is from RefSeq and is a predicted model, not a curated record. Gene Ontology annotation, cellular component: cytoplasm. Gene Ontology annotation, biological process: signal transduction. The transcript is spliced from 4 exons. Bases 316 to 1077 code for a protein of 253 amino acids.